AUGAUAAACGAAAAUGAGAUUCAGGAACUUGAGGAUAUAAGAAAUGACAUUUUAAAAAAAAGCGAAGAAAAAUAUGACUAUACCUUUAUAAUAAAUAUAUUUUUAUUACUUGCUCAUUUUAUUCUUUUUAUUAUAAUUGUUUUUAUCUACUUGACAUAUCGAAACGAUGAUUUUACGAACUGUUUUCAUCAAACGUUUGCACACGUAUUACAAAACAAGUAUGCUAAUAUCAGUGAUAUAGAAGAUAUUCCAAAAAAAAUUGCUGAUUUGUCGCAUGUCUGCAACCAUGUGAGAAUCCACUUUUCCAAAUAUGAAAUGAGGGAAACUUACAAAUACCUCACCUCAUUUUACAAUUUGAACGCCCGAACUUUUGUAGACUACACAAUAAGGUUCAACAAAUUAUUCAGUUCCUCUAUUUUUAAAGGGCACACCAGCAUAAGCAUUUCUCACGUCUAUUAUUGGCACGAAUGGAUCCUUUUUAUUUUCUUCAAUCUUUGCACACUUGUAGUGUUGCUCAGGAAGAGGAAAAUGAACAUGCUACAUGCAUCUAUAGUCGGACUCAUUGAUCUGGGCAUCCUAUAUGAGCAGUUUAUAGACACCAUUGAGAAUCAUUCUGUACCCGAAAAAAUAGUAGAUCUUUUAAUUUGCUCGUACUACCUUUUUCUGAUGAUAAAUAUAUUGACCGAGUUGUCAAAAAUAUGCAAAAUUUUUACAAUUCCAUUGAAAAUAGUUCAGAUAACAAUUAAACACAAUUAUGUCUUGCUCAUGUUUCUCCUAAGCUUUUUGGUGUUAAUAUUUAUUAAUUAUUUUUCAAGCGGAGAAAAAUUCAAAAGUUAUUUCAAUCACGUGUUCACGUUUUCAGACGAUUCAAAAUAUAAAAAUGAGUUUAUUUACAAUUUUUUUUUUUUGUUAAUUUAUAAUUUCUUCUUUGUCCCUAUGAUCACAAUUGCGUCCACUACUACGACUUUUCUACUGAUAAAUAAAAACAGGGAUAUGUUUGAGCUUAAACCUCUAAAUAAUCAGCUAUGGGCCAAACUAAGGAAGUACUUCUUUUUCCUGGACGGGGAAUAUAAAAUGGAAUCAACCAAACGAAAAAAAGAAAUGGGAUACGAAGAAUAUGAAGAGAAAAAGGAUAGAAUAAAUAUAUUAAAAGUUGGAAAUAUAUUCCUGUUUUUCCUUUUUUUGAUAUUUUUUGUUCUCAAAAUAUUUUUUGACUAUAAAUCACUGAGUUAUAUUGAUGCAAAUUACACACGCCUGUUAAGAGAACCAUUUGUAACUAAGAUGAACAUGGAGAAAUCUUUCGACACGUUCACACACACGUCCGAGUACCUUGAUUUUCUCAAAGAAGUCAUAAUAAAUAACAUAAUGAGAAAUAAAAAAAAUCUGCAAAAUAAUAAAUUAUUUGAACUACAAUCCGAUUUCAAGGUACAAGAUGUUUUUGUUUACGAAGACAUUUUCCACAUUUUUCCCUAUGAUGUGUAUGUAACAUUCACUGAUGGAAAAGCAGUGUCACAGGAAAUAGCAAUAGAAAACCCUUUGCUUUCAAACGAACCUAUCACAGAAGUAAAAAUACUGGACGAGUACAACAAUUUGUUUGGUGAUAAACGUGAAGGGAUUAAAUACUAUCAUGCAUACGCCUUGCUGUACAAUUUUGAGCACAAUUUGUUUAUAUUAAUAAAUGCCACAUUUGAAGUCCAAAAAAAUGGUCUGUUCAGAAAAAAAAAAGACGUAUUUGUGCAAGAAAUGAACGUAUUUGACAACAUUCUAUAUAGGAACAAAUUAAUUAUUUUGAUAUUUCUCUUUAUCAUAACAGUGGCAUAUUUUGUGGUAGUUAUGUACAUGUUGUACUAUCUUAGGAAUCGCUUUUUCCUUCUAUUUUUUGGUUUUUUUUUCUUAAUAUGUACAUGUUUCUUUUCAUUUAAUUUUAUUACUUUAAAAUCUGUUAGCUAUUCGUAUGAAUAUGUUGAUCACAUAAAAAAUAAAAACAUUUCAGAUACAUUUAGCCUGGACAAAUUAAACAAAUUUAAGUCAAUAGUGCAUGAUUUAUUAAGGAUAAAAGUGUGCAAGUUUUAUGGGAAUUUAUUUUGCCAUAUAAUUCUUGUAAUGGUUGUUCUGAAAAUUUAUUGUUUUUUUUUUAUAAACUAUUUUACUUCUUUUAUUAAGUACAAGCUCCACUUUCUGUUUGUCACGACGUCUGUGUUUACCUCCGUCUUUUUUAUGUCCUUGUUAAGCUCGUACUCGUAUCUGGAUUCAAGUAUAAGCAUCCUAAAAUGGACAAUGUUGUUUUAUCAUAUUCAGACGAGCGAUAAGUAUUCGUCGUAUGAAAUGUUAAGCAACUUUCUUUUUUUUUUCUUCCUAUUUUAUAUCACGUCGAUAUAUUUAUAUAUCUUUUUAAAAAAAAAUGAAAAUGUAGUAAAAAUUAAACUUAUCGAAGAUAACGAAAAUGUAUUACCCUUUGACGAUAUGGUUAUUGAUGACCAUGACAUUUUAUUACAUUUCAAGGCCAUACUGUACACCCUUGAUAAAACUUUUGAAAAGGUAAGAAUAUUAAAAGAAAAGUAUAAGAUAAAUCAAAUUUUAAACCAACAAAUUCAGUGGUAUAGUCAAUAUUGCAAUCAAAUGCUUUUACAAAAAAAUUAUAUGAACAGUCAGAAAAACUUGUUAAAUUAUUAUGACAACAAUAUGAACAUGCCUCAAAAUGAUGUACAAAUUGCCAACACAGCCAAUAUCUUGAAUGAGGGUAAUCCUUUCUCUCAAAUGGAAAAUGGUGCAGUAGGGAAUGAUGAAAUAACGCAAAGUCCUGUCGAGAAUCAGGAAGCUACAAGUAAACAUGGGGAUGCCCAACUUCUAAAGAGAACAGAGGGUAAUGUCCAAACGAUGGAUCCAAUAGACCCAAGGUCUUCGUGUGAUAAACAAAGCAUAUAUACUUCAAAAGAUGAAUUAAACCUCAAAAGUGACAAUAAAUAUGAUUUUGCACAACCAAACGAUGUAAUUUCUCCUUCGCAUCAAUUUAAUGAAUUCGAUAUGAUCCAGAAAACGGAAAACAUGAAUUUUUUCUUCACAAAAUUGCUAAAUGCAAAAUACGACUUUGGAUUUUUGCAUGAACAGGAUAGUAAGAAUCAAGAAAAUGAAAAAUAUGGAAAAAAACUACUAAUGAACUUUUUCAAAAAAGGGAUAUAUGACAAAACUGCAACUAGCAGAAGGGAAAAAAAAAAGGAAAAAAAAAGAACUCAACUGAAAUACAUGCUAACAAAUUUAAUGAGAGAUUUGUCCAGUAUAGAAAAUAUAAAAAUUUCCUUUACCUAUAUCCUAUUUUUGAAAAUAAAACGACAUGUACUAAUUCAGAAGACAAUUCAAUUGAAUAAAGUCAAGGGGGAACUGAAGGCUGAAUAUCAAAACAGAGUUCUCUAUAAGAAUCAUUUGAUCAAUUUACAAAAAAAAAUGGCUGAAGAAAUUGUAGAAAUGGAAAAAAAUAUACUCAUACAAAAAAAGCUGAAAGGCACUCUGAUCCAUGUCAUAGAAGACGGAACAUUUUACCAUAAGGAGGAAGACAAGGUUGAACCUGCCAGCGAGGACUCUUCAGAGGUCACAUCAUCAUCUGCCCGUGGUGUGUUUGGAGCACCGGUACUACCUGAGAAGCAUCAAAAAUGA
Messenger RNA from Plasmodium gonderi, 3651 nucleotides. RefSeq lists its product as hypothetical. NCBI's taxonomy places the organism in Eukaryota, Apicomplexa, Aconoidasida, Haemosporida, Plasmodiidae. The transcript has 13 exons. The coding region runs from base 1 to 3651 and encodes 1216 amino acids. The record is from RefSeq and is a predicted model, not a curated record.